Molecule: messenger RNA, 1503 nt
Organism: Dromiciops gliroides (monito del monte)
Lineage: Eukaryota; Metazoa; Chordata; Mammalia; Microbiotheria; Microbiotheriidae
Gene: RHOQ
Product: ras homolog family member Q
Exons: 5
Coding region: 40-657 (205 amino acids)
Biological process (GO): cortical actin cytoskeleton organization; small GTPase-mediated signal transduction
Molecular function (GO): GTPase activity; GTP binding
Source: RefSeq, a predicted model, not a curated record
CUCCGGGGGGACCAUGCCCGGAGGCCGGCCGGGCGCAGCAUGGCUCACGGGCCCGGCGCGCUGAUGCUGAAGUGCGUGGUGGUCGGCGACGGGGCGGUGGGCAAGACGUGCCUCCUCAUGAGCUACGCCAACGACGCCUUCCCCGAGGAGUACGUCCCCACUGUCUUUGACCACUAUGCAGUCAGCGUGACCGUGGGUGGGAAGCAGUAUCUCUUGGGACUCUACGACACAGCUGGUCAGGAAGACUAUGAUCGCCUGAGACCUUUAUCUUAUCCUAUGACUGACGUCUUCCUUAUAUGUUUUUCUGUCGUAAACCCAGCCUCCUUUCAAAACGUGAAGGAGGAGUGGGUACCAGAAUUAAAGGAAUAUGCACCGAAUGUACCCUUCUUAUUAAUUGGAACCCAGAUUGAUCUUCGAGAUGACCCCAAAACUUUAGCAAGACUGAAUGAUAUGAAAGAAAAACCUGUAUGUGUGGAACAAGGACAAAAACUAGCAAAAGAGAUAGGAGCAUGCUGCUAUGUGGAGUGCUCAGCUUUAACACAGAAGGGCCUGAAGACAGUUUUUGAUGAAGCUAUCAUAGCCAUUUUAACUCCAAAGAAACACACAGUGAAAAAAAGAAUAGGAUCCAGAUGCAUUAACUGUUGUUUGAUCACGUGAGACAGGGCCGCACUGGCCAGGAAUACUAUGUAUCUCUCUCUCAUUAUAGGAAACGGUACAGAUAGACCUCUUGCCGGUAAAGUUUAGAAGCUGAGGUCAAGAAAGUAACUGCCUUCAGAAAUCUGUGAAGUUCAUUAAGAAUGGCCAUCCAGAGGCCAGGAAGCAGUCAACAGCAUCUGAAGCCACAAUCUGUUACAAAUACUUUAUUUCAGCUAGAAGGUACAAUCUCUCAGGGGUUUCAUAGUUUAAAAAGCUACAACCACACCAUGUUGCAACUGCAUAAAAAAUGCUGUAAAUGGAAUUGCUUGGCUCUGUAGUAGUACUUCAGAAGGUUUGAAUCUUCUGCUUUGACCACAUAAAUUUCUGCACAGUCUUUAUGGAAUCUGCACAAAGAAACGCCUUCUCUUUUUGCUCCACUUAUCUGCUCUUGUAUGUGAGCUGCUUCCUGUUCCUGUAAAUCCAUACAGGGGAAAUGAGAAGACCAGCCACGUACCCAAAGGUGGCUCCCAGCGUACAGGAGAUGGGCCAGACCUAAGGAGAGAGUGUGGGAGACAAGAGGGGAAAUGUUUUAUCUUGUACUUGAGCACAAGUUCUGUGUAAUCUAAACAUUUCUAUUUUAAAGCUUAACGUGCUUUCCUAAUGAAUGCCAAAACUGUAAUAAGAGUAUACCUGCAUUUAUCAUGAACACUAAAUGCUGUACAGUUUUUAGUUAAUGUGCAAUUAAGAUGUAUCGGGACUUCUGCCAACUGUAGAUUUAGUUUGAUGCUCCCAAAACUUGCAUGAGAAACAUGCUAAAACUUAAGUUUUGGGUCAAGCUUAUUAAAUAUCUUCCCACUUUGCUGUAUA